CUGAAACUGUUGUUGUUCUGGUUCUGCCUCCAAACUUUUAGUUCUUACUUGUGUUGGUUUGUUGUUUCCAACCAUCCAGGCAGUAGAGAUGGGCUUCUGAGGAUUGGGAACUUGGCCAUUUGAAGUCAGUGUUGGCACUACUGGGGAGGCUGAGCUUGAUUUGUAGCCUGGUCUGGCAUGGUACGCGGAUGAUUCAUAGGGUUUGAGAAUGGUAAUGGCAGGAUCAUUGUGGAAAUCGUCGUGUUCAUGCUCAUAUUCGUGUUCAUUUGUUAGAGCAUUAGGGUUUUCCAGAACAAGUAGUGGUGCAGCAGCUGUAAUUCUUGAUUCAUCAACUCGAUUUUCUCCAUUCACCACCUUAAACAUACGGAGAAAAAGUAGCUUAACCUGGUGGAGGUGGUCUCAACAGCAACCACAAUUGCCAGAAGACAGGAAGAGCAAUGCCAUCUUUUUCAUACGAAGCUCUAAAUACGGAAGCAAUAGUAUUACCACUGAUGGUGGAAAAGGAUAUCUGGAAUCUACGGACCAAGAGUUGUUGAGCCAGUGUGAAAUGGGCACUUUCAAGACGUCAGGGCCAGGAGGUCAGCACCGCAACAAGCGAGAGUCUGCAGUACGCCUCAAGCACCUCCCUACUGGUAUUGUUGCACAGGCUUCUGAGGACCGAUCACAGCACAUGAAUCGUGCCUCAGCAUUGGCUCGCCUACGUACUCUUAUAGCUCUCAAAGUCAGGAACCCUGUGGAUCUCGAAGGUUAUUCCCCUCCUCGUGAGCUUCUUCAAAUUCUUCCCAAAUCAUCUUCCAUUAGAACGUCAGAUGUUGGUAAUCAAAUUGGACCCAACAAUGCCAAGUUUGUUUUCGGAAUGCAAGCUCUGUUGGACCUCCUUUAUGCAGUUGAUGGUUCUGUCUCAGAGGCAGCAAAGUAUCUGGGGUUAAGCACAGGUGCUCUGUCUCGGUUAAUACUCUCUGAUGAUUCUCUCCGACUGGUAGUCAAUGAGCUUAGGGCUUCUAAGGACAUGAAGCCUCUGAGGUAGAAUUUAUCAGAUGUUGCAGCUUUGCUGAACCAGAGUAUCAUGGCAUUUCAAAGCAAACGCAGAUAUCUUUAAUUGUCAGAUAAAUGGUAUAUAGAUUCAAUACAGCGAGAAGAAAGUCUUUCCUUUAGUUGUAGCAUCUAACACUAGCUUGUCUAGAGGAUUUACAGUGCAGUAACCGAAAUAGGCCACCAUGUGAGAGAAAAUGGGUUGCAGAAUUCCUUAUUAUGCCCAAUGAUGUCAAUCUGUGUGGUGAUCUCUAGCAUUCGACCAUGGAGGUUGGGCGUGAUAGUUGUCGCAGGCAUAAUUUAAGUACACGAUAUCCUCAUCGUUUUGGAAUGAUUUCAGUAUCGUUUAGAAAGCUAUCACUGAAAUUGAAUAAGAUCUGAUUACCUCAAUAGCUGUCUUCCGCAACUUGUUUCAGCUCCAAAAAUCUAUACUGCUGACCGUAGAUGAAUAUUUGAGUCUUGUACAACCGUAUACUUCCUUCGCUCACAACUAAAUGACGUAUUCCUCAAGCUUCAAGACUCUCAGGCAGGUACAAAAAGAAUUUAUAUAUAAGCAAUAUUUCUGGUACUACUACUGGUGGCAAAUGGAGAAACCGCCGGGGAGGUUCUCCAUUAAUAGGUCACAGAUGGGAAGAUUUCCAAAGUACGAACCACUCACAUAACCUUGUAUGCAUACUCGGUUUCAUUGCAUCAAAGAUGAUAAAACUCGUCACUAGUAACCGUCCCCAAGGCCUUUUUUGACGUCCAACUUUUUAACUGCAGCAGAAGCAGCACUUUGGCAGCUGCAGUAACAACUCCAUUACUCCAGUUAGGGAAGAGCACCCUUUUCUUGAGAGAUGAUAUGUAAGAAGAACAGAGUCGAUCUAGUAUGGAAGAAUGACAAGUGUGUUUGAUGC
Argentina anserina (silverweed cinquefoil) is the source of this 1928-nucleotide messenger RNA. RefSeq lists its product as uncharacterized. Bases 209 to 1027 code for a protein of 272 amino acids. Gene Ontology annotation, molecular function: translation release factor activity. The record is from RefSeq and is a predicted model, not a curated record. The transcript has 3 exons. NCBI's taxonomy places the organism in Eukaryota, Viridiplantae, Streptophyta, Magnoliopsida, Rosales, Rosaceae. Gene Ontology annotation, biological process: translational termination. Gene Ontology annotation, cellular component: chloroplast.